Molecule: messenger RNA, 798 nt
Organism: Manacus vitellinus (golden-collared manakin)
Lineage: Eukaryota; Metazoa; Chordata; Aves; Passeriformes; Pipridae
Product: proline-rich protein 2-like
Exons: 1
Coding region: 1-798 (265 amino acids)
Source: RefSeq, a predicted model, not a curated record
AUGAAGGUGGUUCUGCACACCGGCGGGCCCGUCCCAACCCGGUAUCGGUGUGUCCUCCCCAGCGCGGGGGGGCUGAGCCGCGCUCUGCAGUGCCCGCCUGGGCCAGCGGGGGGAGCGCCAGAGCAGCGGCCGGGCCGUCCCGGCCCCUCCAGCGGCCCGGGCUGCCAAAAACCCGCGUUGGGAACACCGCAACCACCGCAAACCGGGCUGCAAAACCCGCGUGUGGAAAACCACCGCAACCACCCGCAACCGGGGCUGCCAAAACCCGCGUGGUGGAAACACCGCAACCACCGCAACCGGGCUUGCCAAAACCCGCGAAGUGUGGGAACCCGCAAACCACCGCACCGGGGCUGCCAAAACACCCGCGUGUUGGAAACACCGCAACCACCGCAAACCGGGCUGCCAAAACCCCGCGUGUGGGAACACCGCAAAGCCCCGCCACCGCAACCGGGGCCUUGCCAAAAACCCGCGUGGGAAACCCGCAACCCACCGGCAAAUACCGGGCCUGCCAAACCCGCGUGUGGGAACAACACCGCCAACCGGGGCUCCAAAAACCCGCGUGUGGGAACACGCAACCAUCCGCAACCGGGGCUGCCAAAAACCCCCGCGUGUGCCAUCCCCGCAGACACCGCAACCGGGACUGCCAAAACCCGCGUGUGCCAUCCCCGCAGACACCGCAACCGGGGCUGCCCAAACCCGCGUGUGCCAUCCCCGCAACCACCGCAACCGGGGCUGCCCAAACCCGCGUGUGCCAUCCCCGCAGACACCACGAACACCGCUGCCCAAGGAACAGCUUAA